Nannospalax galili (Upper Galilee mountains blind mole rat) is the source of this 4248-nucleotide messenger RNA. RefSeq names its product DiGeorge syndrome critical region gene 2 (gene Dgcr2). NCBI's taxonomy places the organism in Eukaryota, Metazoa, Chordata, Mammalia, Rodentia, Spalacidae. Bases 265 to 1902 code for a protein of 545 amino acids. The record is from RefSeq and is a predicted model, not a curated record. Gene Ontology annotation, cellular component: membrane. The transcript is spliced from 10 exons. Gene Ontology annotation, molecular function: protein binding.
UCAUUGGCUAGUGCGCGCAGGGGGCGGGGUCGCGGGGCCGGAGCAGGACGGCCGCCAUCUUGCGCGGAUCCGGAAUCCGGUCCCGGGUCUGCGGCCUAGAGUGCGCGCGAGUCCGCGGUUCUCCCCUGCCGUGGCCCGACUGGAGCCUUCGCCCUCCGCCUCUCUGUCCCCGGCCGGAGUCCGGCCCCCACGCCUUCAUCCCGGCGGGGUCCGGCCUCCCCGCGGGGUCACGCGGCUGCCCCGGGGACGAUGAACGGAGGAUAAAUGGUGCCCAAGGCAGACAGCGGCGCCUUCCUGCUGCUCUUCUUGCUGGUGCUCACUGUCACCGAGCCGCUGCGGCCAGAGCUUCGGUGCAACCCUGGGCAGUUUGCCUGUCGCAGUGGCACCAUCCAGUGCAUACCCCUCCCCUGGCAGUGUGAUGGCUGGGCCACUUGUGAGGAUGAAAGUGAUGAAGCGGACUGUCCAGAAGUAACUGGAGAGGCCCGUCCUUACCAUGGGAAGGAGGCUGUGGACCCCAGGCGGACCAGAGGAGGCAACCCCACACACUUCCACACAGUGAACGUGGCUCAGCCUGUGCGCUUCAGCAGGAAGUGCCCAACAGGGUGGCACCACUAUGAAGGCACAGCCAGCUGCUACCGGGUCUACCUUAAUGGGGAGAACUACUGGGAUGCUGCACAGACCUGCCAGCGUGUGAACGGCUCCCUUGCCACCUUCUCCACUGACCAGGAGCUGCGCUUUGUCCUGGCCCAGGAAUGGGACCAGCCAGAGCGGAGCUUUGGCUGGAAAGACCAGCGCAAGCUGUGGGUUGGCUAUCAAUAUGUCAUCACUGGCCGGAACCGUUCCUUAGAAGGUCGCUGGGAAGUAGCAUUCAAAGGCUCCUCAGAAGUGUUCCUGCCCCCAGAUCCCAUCUUCGCCUCUGCCAUGUCUGAGAAUGACAAUGUGUUCUGCGCCCAGCUCCAGUGCUUCCACUUCCCCACCCUAAGGCACCAUGACCUCCACAGCUGGCACGCCGAGAGCUGCUACGAAAAAUCUUCAUUUCUCUGUAAAAGAAGUCAGACAUGUGUUGAUAUCAAAGACAAUGUGGUGGAUGAAGGAUUCUACUUCACCCCCAAGGGGGACGACCCAUGCCUGAGCUGCACCUGCCAUGGUGGGGAGCCUGAGAUGUGUGUGGCUGCCCUCUGUGAACGGCCCCAAGGCUGUCAGCAGUACCGCAAGGACCCCAAGGAGUGCUGCAAGUUCAUGUGUCUGGACCCAGAUGGUAACAGCCUGUUCGACUCCAUGGCCAGUGGGAUGCGCCUGGUCGUCAGCUGUAUCUCCUCCUUCCUCAUCCUCUCACUGCUACUUUUCAUGGUCCACCGGCUGCGCCAGCGGCGCCGGGAGCGCAUCGAGUCCCUGAUUGGAGCAAACUUGCACCAUUUCAACCUUGGCCGGAGGAUCCCUGGCUUUGACUAUGGCCCAGAUGGGUUUGGCACAGGCCUCACCCCACUGCAUCUUUCUGACGAUGGGGAAGGUGGGACUUUCCAUUUCCACGACCCUCCACCUCCCUACACAGCUUACAAGUAUCCAGACAUCGACCAGCCGGAUGACCCACCACCACCCUAUGAAGCUUCCAUCAACCCAGACAGCGUGUUCUACGACCCUGCAGAUGACGAUGCCUUUGAGCCCGCAGAGGCCAGCCUGCCGACCCCAGGGGAUGGUGGUAUUGAAGGUGCAUUGCCCAGGCACCUAGAGCAACCUCUGCCUCCUUCUGGAACCUGCUUGGCAGAUCUGGAAGACUCUACUGACAGUAGCAGCGCCCUGCUUGUGCCCCCUGAUCCUGCCCAGAGUGGAAGCACCCCAGCUUCAGAGGCGCCACCAGGGGGCGGACGCCACCCCCAUGGCUCCCUCAACACCAUGGUGUAGACAGCCCAGCUCACAGCUCCAAUGGGCUAGGAGCAUGUUUCCUGUUGAGAAGAUACCUGUCCCUGUGGGAAACUUGAAGGGGCCCUGUCAUAGCCUGGACCCUACUCCACUGCCACAUACCCACCAGCAGCGGGUGUGUAUGUAGAAACUGAAGCCAGCCUCCCUGAAAGGAGCAAGCACCUGCACUGACCUUUCCCUAGGGGCUUCUCAAACAUGCAUAGCUUUGGGUCUCUGUCUCCUUUUUAAAUGGCAGAGUGACACAGGUGUUCAAAACCACACAUUUUUGAGGAAGGGAAUAGAAGGCACUGGGCUGCACUCACACCAGAUACAUCUUUGGGUGGGCUUGGCUUAUCGCAGUGUCCUACCUACAAAAGCCUACCAGCCAGCUAACAACCAGUAAUUGAGCCCCAGCGGAUGGAGAACAGGGCCACCACUGUAUGUGGUGCAGCAGGGGCAUCUGUUGACUUGGUGGUAUUGGCAUUGGGUCUGCCUCUAGGGAAAGCCUUUGAAGCUGCUGCACUGGUUCUGGGACAGCCUCUCCAGGUCCAGCUAUGACCAUCGAGGUGCCAAGCCCUGAGAAGGUAGACCUGGAAGGAAAAUGAACAUACCACCCUGUUUCUAGCUCUGCUUGGAGGCCAUCUCUGUGACAGGGAGCCACAGCUCACCCCUACCAGCUCUCCAUGGCAUUGCUCUGCAUGGCUUCCCCCAGGAGGAGGUUCUAGACCUGUGGAGGGUUAGGGGUAUGCUGGCUUUUCUCUGCUAUACCCUAGAUCCCUUGGCUCUUCUUCCUGGUGAAUGGCCACUGGGUCCGACCUGCCCCCUCCUCACCUUGUUUGUGCCAUAAAGGGUUGUUUCUUUGGGAAGAGGAAUGGCUCAAAUGAGCAUCCUGUGCCAUGUCAUCUGAGGAUCCACUUCUCACCCCAUGACCACACUGGAGCCUAGCAUCUGCUGGCCACAUACACACCUCCAUAGCACUGGGUACCGGUGGCUUUUUAAAACCUGAAGGGCCCUAUUGCCAGCUCCCUGUGGAGACCUGGGGUCUUGGCUCCUGACACGGGCCUUUAGCAUUUCUAAGGUUUGGAGGUUAAGCGGGUUCUGUGCGAUUUUUAGCACAUUCAAUCUUUUCUACAUUGAGUGUCUGAAUCUUUUCUGUGUGUAUUUGUGUGUACUUACAUGGCCAAAUGUUUGCAAUAGUGGUGGUUCAUAGGAACUCAGGGUGGGGCCCCACUGUCCAGAGUUAGCUGUUUGACUGUGGGCUGCUCCAAGACAGCUGUGUUUGAGCUUCUGCCCUGGCCAUGUCAGUGGCGCUGCAACCUUUGUCCAACUGAACAACAUUGGUAGGUGUGACCAAGACCUGUGGUUCUUUGGUGCUUUGCAUCAGUAGACCAGCCCCGCCUGGUUUUAGGUACAUUCUUAUACUGGUUGGAAACAUUUUUCCCCCACUUCCCAUAAGAAGGAGAAUCUUCCAACCUGACCUGUGUCCCAGAGCUGGCUGGAGGUGUAAGCUUUGUCUUUGAACAGCCUGUCCCAUGGCUGGGCCUACAGGGCCAGCUGGUGCAAGCAGUCCUCCAUUAGCCAAAGGGCUCUUGCUUCCUAUACCAAUGUGAGGGCAGCAGGAAGUUCAUCAUGCCUCCAGUGGAUGCUGGGUAGCCACAGUCCAGGGCAGCAGUGGAAAAUCAUACUGGUGAUGGGUCACUCAGAAGACCCCUAAGGACCACUGGCAGAGCCUCAGAAGGUGAUAUGCAUGGGACUGUGAAACUUCCUUUGGGGACCAAAGGACUGUUGGGGUUGAACUGGCAUGUAAGAAGCAGAAGGGAAGAGGGUGGCCUAAAGUGGACCAUGGUACUACAGAGGUAGAAGUAUCAGGACUGACCAAUGUGCUCAGAGUUAACUGAUGGUAACCUGGGCACUCAGCCUAGUGAGCCCUGAGGCUGGAUCGAGGGCCUGUGUAUAGGACACUUCAGACUGUUGGCACUGCAGUUCCAGGAGCUGGGAUCUGCCUCUGUCCACCAUCCUGUCUGCCAAAUCUGAUUGACUAACCCCAAGGCCAGCCAGCAUUUGCUGAGACUUAUGUUUCCCUGCCUGUCCCACAAGACCCCCGGAGAGACAGGCCAAGCUCCCAGGAAGCCCCUUGCCACUGUUUCUGAGAGGCCAAGUGUCCUCUGACCUGCCUUGAAGUGGAAUUUGAUACUGUACAUUGUCUCAAUGCCUGUUUUUACAUUUUCCUUUCACUAAGGGUUUUAGUUUGGGUGUAUUUUUGGUCGGGUUGGCACUAAUUCUUUUCUUAAGAUGCUGUGAGAACCAUUUCAUCCAGAUGCCAAAUAAACUUGUGUUAUGGAAAAAGCA